This is a messenger RNA of Perca fluviatilis (European perch), 3672 nucleotides long. It is a transcript of the gene marchf9, whose product is annotated as membrane-associated ring finger (C3HC4) 9. The transcript has 4 exons. The coding region runs from base 1608 to 2624 and encodes 338 amino acids. NCBI's taxonomy places the organism in Eukaryota, Metazoa, Chordata, Actinopteri, Perciformes, Percidae. Gene Ontology annotation, molecular function: ubiquitin-protein transferase activity; zinc ion binding. Gene Ontology annotation, biological process: protein ubiquitination. The record is from RefSeq and is a predicted model, not a curated record.
CACAGGAGGUCCAGGUCCGGUUCAUACUUCGCGGGCUCCCGGUUCAUGUGGCCGCAGCGGACACGUCAGCAGAGGGAGAUCAGCACCCUGGACAGCGGCGGCUGUCAACAACAAGCAGCCAGAGCUCCGGCCAACCCUGCCCAGCUGCACCGGGACGACUGGGAGCACAGGGGCACGCACAUCACCCGUCGGAGGGCGGAUGGAUGACCAGAUUUAAAAAAAUAAAAAAAUAUCCCGACUUGUUUACAGGAUGAUAGGGUUGUUGUUUUUUUUCUCUCCUCCUUCUCUUCUCCCUAUUCCGGAAGUAGCUGCUGCGUUGGUUCAAUCUCCAAGCCGACCAUUUCGAGGAGGAAAAUCAGCGCCAGCAGUAUCAUCACCACCAUCUAUCUGAUCCAAUAAUCAAUGCCAUUUACUGCUGUGUAAUUGCUCUCGGAUGCGAAGACAUCUCCAUGCGUCGUUCCCUUUCUUUCUCUCGAAUAAGAACAUUCCCAGGGUGCCUUUAUAAUUCUGCCUCUCUCUCUUUUUUGGGGGGGGGGGGGCGAGCGCUUGCAAUGAAAUGCUGAUGGACAUCGAGGCGAAGAUGGGAAACACGGGGCUUUCGGGUGUUUUGUGUGUUGCCGUGUUUCCAGCUAAAGGCGCCUAAAGGGAAGAAAAAAAUGACAAGGAUUGUGUUUUUGAUCUCGACGUGGAUUGUCGGGGUGAAUGGCUCGGAUUGUUCGUGGAUCAACCAGAGGCUUUACAAAAAGGAGAUGAAAUAGAGGGAGAGAAAGAGAGAGCGAGAGAGAGAGAGAGGGGGGAGAGAGAAGAAGAAAAAUGGACCACGAUCUGACGCUUGGGAUGCUACAGUGAGGGACAGUAAAAAACCAAAACUAAACCACAGCCUAUUAUAAUCAACCAAAAUCAAACUUCCAUUCCAUCUUUCAUUUCCCUUUUUUUGGAUUAUGAUUCUUGACAAGAGUCCCAGGUGCGACUGUGUGGAUGGCAUGUCGUUGUGUUUUACAUCCCAUCUUCUAUUCCCCGGCUCUGGGCUGCUCUCUCUUCCACUCGUCCACUCUCUCGCAGUCUUCUGCUUUGGGUAGCAAAAACAUGUAGGCUAUUUCUUUUUUUGGUUGUUGCUGCAAGCCCAGCUAGUGCAUCUGAAAAAAAAAGAAAAAAGGAAGAAGCUGUCUUUGAAGGAAAAUGGACCGUGGAAAUCAAAGCCUGUGCAAGUUGUAGUGUUUUUUCUUUUUCUUUUUCGUUUUUUUCUGUUUGUUUCUGGGGUGCGGUGGAAGAUGCAUCCAUAGACAGCGUUUGCUGAGGUGUUUGAAGGAUGCAUGUUGAAAGAGCGUGUCGGCCAGCUGAAAGAGAAAAUCGUUCAUCCGCAUUGGCUUAGACACACAUGCCAUCAGUGGGGCGAGAGCCUUUUUAUUUCUCUGGAUUUCCAAUUAACAGGCUGGCUGUGGCAUUAAUGAAAAUCUACAAUAAGAAUGAGCACAUCGGGUGUGUGAAUAAUAACGACAUAACGACAAAAAAAACCAUCGUAAUAACAAUAAUAGGGAGGGAGAGGAGACACAAAAAAACACUUCAUUCAUUUAUUUCGGUCUGGCGGAUUCUUUAUGUAGCCCAACAUGUUCAAGUAUCGGAUCCGCAUGUUUUUUAAUGAACUGAAAGUCCUGGUGUUUAUGCGAUCCGAUUCGAGACAGUCCAGCUCAGACACAGAGAGACGGCCCGCCACCAUGCGAGGUCUGGGGAUGGGCGGCUGCGGUUGGCCUCCCUUCGUCGACUGCCAUUCCCGGGAUGACGAGGAGGAGUACUACGGCAGCGACCCGCGGCCCCGGAGCCUGGCUUUCGAGGACAAGGAGCCCAAGCUGUCGGUGGGACUGGACGCCGUGUCUCUGGCCAGCACCGCCAGCAGCCUGCGGACCCCCCAGUGCCGGAUCUGUUUCCAAGGCCCAGAGCAGGGUGAGCUGUUGAGCCCCUGCCGCUGUGACGGCUCGGUGCGCUGCACCCAUCAGCCCUGCCUCAUCCGCUGGAUCAGCGAGAGGGGAUCCUGGAGCUGCGAGCUCUGCUACUUCAAGUACCAGGUCCUGGCCAUCAGCACCAAGAACCCUCUGCAGUGGCAGGCCAUUUCUCUGACGGUGAUAGAGAAGGUGCAGAUAGCGGCCAUUAUCCUGGGUUCCCUUUUCCUCAUCGCCAGCAUCUCCUGGCUUAUCUGGUCCUCCCUCAGCCCCUCGGCCAAGUGGCAACGCCAGGACCUGCUCUUCCAAAUCUGCUACGGCAUGUACGGCUUCAUGGACAUCGUCUGCAUAGGCCUCAUCAUCCACGAGGGAUCGUCAGUGUAUCGGAUCUUCAAACGAUGGCAGGCCGUCAACCAGCAGUGGAAAGUACUAAACUAUGAGAAAUCAAAGGACCUGGGCGACCCGCUGAGUUCCAGCAGCAAGACGGGGGCCCGCGGCUCUCGGGCCAACCCUCACGGCCUGGCCAGCAGCAGCGGCGGCGGGCGACAGAGCAGGAGGUUAAGAACUAUCCUGAACCACCACUGCGGGUACACCAUCUUGCACAUCCUGAGCCAACUGCGGCCCAACGACCCGCGGAUCAGCGCCGCCUCCAACCGGGAGGUGGUGAUGAGGGUCACCACCGUAUGAGUCGGACCGGGGGCGCGCGCGUGAUGGGAUAGAGCUUCGUCUUUGUGUCCUGGUGUAAACACGAGGACGGACUCGUGGACCUAACGUUAAAAACCACAGACUCGCGUAGGCGACCUGCGAGGAGCCGAGCGACGCCACAUCAACAGACACUGGAGGAUUUCUCCUAUGGUUUCGUACAACAAAAAGAAAGCCAGAUGCUCCCUUUCAAAAAUGAAAGAACGGAUGAAAAGAAGGAUGCAUUAAAAGACAUGACAUGAGAUGUUUGGAGGAGGGGAAAAAAACAAGUGUAAACAGGCUUUAUAACCUAAUCCAAGAUGAAGAGACGUUUUUUUUUUCCAGUUCAAUAUCAGGAUGCACAAAGACAUUUUCCUUUUGCUUUCUCUCUUCUUUGGUUUGAUUUGUAUCUAAUUCUUUUUUUGUUUUUGUUUUUGGUUUGUUUUUCUACUCACUUUGAUUUUGUACGGAUGUAUGAUUUUAGAGGAACUCAUGUAACUCCAUACAUGCCAGGCGUUUCCAGACAACUAUGUAUAAUGAUCUUAAAAUUUCUACAAGAUAACCGAUGCUGGUAAAUAGACCGAAAACUGAAACAAACAAACAGACAAACAAACAUGAGGGAGAAACACAUAGGUGACAACUGAACAAUAAGUCAUUACAAGUAAAAAAAGAAAAAAAUUACAAAAAAGGAGAAAAAAAAGACUUUAAAAAAAAGAAAUCAGUAAGAUUUCAGUGACACUUAACCUUUCUGCAAUAAAGAUAACGUAUGUACAUUUCACAGGGGGUUUUGCAUGGGUAUAUCAUUUUAUUCUUCAUCACAUAACAUAAGCACAUGACAAAUUUGCUCUAUUUCGAAUGGUGCUUGCCAAAAAUAAACACUUUAGAAACAUGUGAUUUCAUUGCACCAACUUUUUGUCAACAUGACAAAUGGCAGUGUGUUACAGCUAUUUCAGCUCAAAUACAGAUUGUUGCUGCUGUGUGCUGAUAUCGGAUUUGAUAAUAAGUAAACUAUUGGAUUAAAAAUGGGGAUCAGAUGAUCUCUUACUACUCAGUC